UUCACCGGUUCACUUGGCGACUAAACUUCGUGUUUACUCCGACCUCCAGUAACAUUAUCCGUGCUAGCGGAGGGGAGGCUAGCUUUACUGCGCCCAGCUCGCCUACGCUGCUGCUGCUGCUGCUGCCCCGGGUCAGGAGAGAGAGCCUGCAGGAUCAUAACGCUCCCCCCCUCCUCCUCCUCCCCACCCACCUCCUUCCCAGGAAAACUGGGUCGCCCAAACACUGGCCUGUCACCGGUACUGCUGUUUGAUCAUCGGGUGGGUCAGGUUUGCAGCUCUGCAAAAGACGUGCAAUCCUCCCGAUGAGCGUCUAGAUUAAAUUUACAGGACGAGCACAAGUUGAAGUCAUCGCAGAAGGACAAGGUUCGGCAGUUCAUGUCCUUCACACAGGCCGGGGAGAGGACAGCUGUGUACUGCCUGACGCAGAAUGACUGGAAACUAGAAGUCGCCACAGACAACUACUUCCAAAACCCAGACCUCUACUACAAAGAAUCCAUGAAAACCUCAGUGGAUCGCAAGAAGCUGGAGCAGCUCUAUAACAGAUACAAAGAUCCCCAGGAUGAGAAUAAGAUUGGUAUAGAUGGGAUCCAGCAGUUCUGUGAUGACUUGAUGCUGGACCCAGCUAGCAUGAGCAUACUAGUGGUGGCAUGGAAGUUCAGGGCGGCCACACAGUGUGAGUUCAGCAGGAAAGAGUUCCUGGAUGGCAUGGCUGAGCUGGGCUGUGACAGUCCUGAAAAACUCAAGGCGAUCCUCCCCAGACUAGAACAGGAGUUGAAAGACACAGGGAAAUUCAAAGACUUCUACCAGUUUACCUUUAAUUUUGCAAAGAACCCCGGCCAGAAAGGUUUAGACCUAGAGAUGGCUGUGGCUUACUGGAAUCUAGUUCUCACAGGUCGCUUCAAGUUCUUGGAUCUCUGGAACCGGUUCCUGCUGGAGCAUCACAAGCGGUCAAUUCCCAAGGACACAUGGAACCUCCUCCUGGACUUUGGCAAUAUGAUCGCAGACGACAUGUCAAACUAUGACGAGGAAGGCGCAUGGCCUGUCCUCAUAGAUGACUUUGUGGAGUUUGCUCGGCCAAUUGUGACAGGGAGUAAACGCAACAUGACAUAGUGUUAGUCCCAGCUUCAUGCAGCGGAUGGAAUUUGCAUUUCUUCCAGUUUUAUUUUUUCUUUCUCUCUCUCUCUCUUUUUUUUUUUGAAUGAGAAUUUUUAUACAAAUGAGCCAAAAAGAGACUAUUUCUCAAUAAGCCUGUCUGCAGCUUGUCGUUAAGAUUGUUCUUCCAACUGCAUAAGAUGCCUUUGGACGGGGGGAGUGACCUGGAAAACCAGUUCACUGAGGAAAGCAGGAGGGAAAUCAGCAGGAGAGAGAUGAUGGGUUUUUUGUUGUUGCUGUUUGCUGGCAAGGACAGACUUUGUAAUUGCAAUAUGGAAAUAAUGGGUACCCUAAAACUCAAAGUCACUCAUGGGCAAAUCACCAAUGGGUGCGGCUUCGAACUGCUGCUGUGGACUUGGCUCACUAACCUGCACCCUUGGCACAAUGAGGAGGGACAGUGAAGAGUGAGCUUUCAGCACACGCAGAGGAUUAAGUUAUAGAUGCAGUAGGAUGUGGCCUCUUAACCUUUGUCAAUUGUGAAUGGAACGGUGUGUUUAAAAUCUGCAUGUUUUUGUCAGCUAGUGUGAAACAGUGCCAUGAUGGAUGCUGUGGAGGAAACAAAAGUAAUUUACAUUAUUUUCACUGAGAUUGCGAAUGUGUAGCUCUAACAAUCACACUGAGAGUGGAGAAAAUGUGUGCUUGGCUUGUUAUUGUAUGUUUGAAUGAGUGUGUGUAUGUAUUUGGUGAGGGUGAGAGUUAAACAUAUUGCCUCUUUUACAAUACAAUGCUAAAUAUUUUCAUUUUGGUUUUAUUAAUAUAAGAAGUUAUAUGGAGUGACAGUGGAAAAAGGUUCAGAUCCACAUUUUGUAUUCAGACUGGGAAUUGGACAGAGCAGCAUGCUUUUUGAGCUCAGCACCAGCAGAAUCGCUAUUGUUACAGUUGUAAAAUACUGUACUCCUAGAAAUAAGAAUAGAUUCAGUUUUAGAAAGAACAAAAAUGUAUAUCUGAGAAAACAGGUAAUGACAUUUAUAACCAUGAGUAUAACAUAUGAAGCAUUUACAGUAGGAUCCUCUUUUUUUUAAUGCUCUUGCAUUGCAUUUGUUGGUUUUAGUUUCUUUAGUUUUGCAGUGUGUAAACUGCUGUACACAAAGAGAAACUGACUGGCACGUUGACUGUUUUUUAUUAUCCAGAUGACUUGCCAACUCUGCAAACUGCACUGAUUUACACUUUUUUCUGUUGUUGUUUUUUUUUUAAAUAUUAGGCAGCACAGUAUACAACUACAGAGCUACUGAGUUUACGUGACAGUAGGUUUCACUUACACACUAGACCUUUUAAAACGUCUACAGCCCAGCCAAGAGUAAUUUAACGGUUUGUUUACACUGCUUGAAGUUUUUAGUUUGUUGCCUUUCAUUUAUUAGCAGCUGUAGGGCAAUGGUGGCAUGUUGUUUAAUUAAGUACCAUAAAACUACUACAGAGAAAAAAAACAUGUCACUUUAAGAACACUGCUAGACACCGCCAUCUAUGGGUGACUGUGCAGUAUGGUAUUUUUCAGCGUAAUAUAGUCCAGCUAGAUGUGGUCACAGGUACAUGAGAACGCCUGACCAAAUCCAGCUGUGGUGACAGAUGUGAUAAGCAGAUUUGAGUCUCUAAACCCAUAUGUAACUGAUCACACUAAGCAACUCUAAAUGCGUCCCCUUCCUCGGCUGAAGAGUGUGACAGAAGGUAGAGCUCAGGUACCAGUUGGUUGCUUCCUGUACUUGCAUCAGUAUUAGCCAUGCGAUAUGUUCUAAAAAGCAACAAGCUACACUGAUGAUGUUCUGCCAAUUGUUGUUGUCGCCUUGAAAAAUCUUUGCCGUGGGAAUAAUUCACUUUUAUUAGGUAUUAUUAGGUCGACAAACUUUAAGUUCUCAUAUUUAUGUAAACGUAAGUCAGUCAUAAACUAUGGUGUUGUCCAUGAAUGUGGACUCUUAAGGAGUUGAGGCAAAUCAGGAUGGAAGUUGAUUUCUGUCCCAGAUUGAAUGCAGACAAGAGGCAAAGGAAUAGGCUUUGUGACGACUGUAAAACAGUCAGCAUAGGAGCUGGUAAAUGUGUUAUGUUGUUCAUCUUUGUAACUAAACAAGCUAGAUAUGUGUUGGUUCAGUGAAAUAUAUGAACUGUCAGUACUGUUAAAGUUGUGUGCAAACCUAUCAUGGUCAAGACAGACAGAUGGAGUGAAAGCUUUUCCCAGUUGAUUGUUGUUGACUUUACGAUGUCGUCUGUGGGUCAGGAGCAAGAAAAAUAUGACGUUUCAGUAUUUGGUAUGCUAAUAUGGUACAUUUGAGACAUUUUUAUUUGUCAAAUGUGUGGUCAACUGUUUCUAGUCACAGAUCAUUCUUAGAAAAACAGUAUUAUUUUUGCCAGCAAGGAAACAGACUAUUAUGUUUUGUCACUGAAGCAUACCAUACAUUGUUUUCUUUAAGAAAGUUGUCAAUAAAGCAUGUUGUUUUUAA
This is a messenger RNA of Lates calcarifer (barramundi perch), 3581 nucleotides long. RefSeq names its product DCN1, defective in cullin neddylation 1, domain containing 2b (gene dcun1d2b). The transcript is spliced from 9 exons. Gene Ontology annotation, molecular function: ubiquitin-like protein binding; ubiquitin conjugating enzyme binding; cullin family protein binding. Bases 376 to 1110 code for a protein of 244 amino acids. Gene Ontology annotation, cellular component: ubiquitin ligase complex. NCBI's taxonomy places the organism in Eukaryota, Metazoa, Chordata, Actinopteri, Centropomidae. Gene Ontology annotation, biological process: protein neddylation; positive regulation of ubiquitin-protein transferase activity. The record is from RefSeq and is a predicted model, not a curated record.